Molecule: messenger RNA, 4146 nt
Organism: Daphnia pulicaria
Lineage: Eukaryota; Metazoa; Arthropoda; Branchiopoda; Diplostraca; Daphniidae
Product: ionotropic receptor 93a-like
Exons: 21
Coding region: 88-1251 (387 amino acids)
Cellular component (GO): membrane
Molecular function (GO): ligand-gated monoatomic ion channel activity
Source: RefSeq, a predicted model, not a curated record
AGUGGAAACCCCAAAGGACUAAAUGGACCGCUGAAAGGAGGGAUAAUUCUAGACAGCCUGUCGUCACGUUUAAAUUUCACGUACGAAAUGGUGCGAGUGACAGAUUUCAGACUGGAGCCAUCAGAUAAAGGACGAGGACUUUUUAACUAUUUGUGGGAUCAACAAUGCGAUGUGCUGGCACAAGAUGUGUUGCCGACCUUCCAGCGCAAUAGAAUCGUCGACCUGACAACCUAUUGGUAUUACGGGGAUUUAGUUUUCCUUAUUCCCGUACCUGAUGAAACGGCCAACAUAAACUCAGUUAUCAAACCAUUUCAGUGGAAGGUCUGGCUAGCCAUCGGGGUAUCGAUCGUUUGCGUCAUCGCAGUUUUAAAUUUAAUUCAGCGCUUGGAAUAUCGAUCCGCAUUCAUUACGGAUUUAAGACCAAACAAUAAACCACUGCCCGGAAAGUUAACGAACGAUGAUCAAAUUCGUGCCAAAAAAUGGCAAACCGGAAAACAGUACCUCUACGUUUUUGGCAAUUUGCUUUCACAAGGUGGCGUUUGCCCAUCAAAAUGGCUACCCUUUCGACUAGUCGCUGGCGUAUGGACCCUGGCCGCUUUCUUCUUCGUCCAGUCCUACACCUCAACUCUGUUCACUUACGUUGUGACGCCAAUCAAUCCACCGCUAAUUAACUCUGUCGAUGACAUUGUUGACAGUGGCGACAUCAAUUUACUCGUCCGAGAAACAGGAUUUUUAAAUACGUUACUUUUGGCCACCAAUCACACGGGACUAUUCGCGGCAUUACAAAAGAAACUCGAUUCUUUCCCUAAAUCUCGAUGUGUAUCUCCGUCUGAAUGCACCAAAUUGAUGACACCAGGUUCAAGAAAUGUUUUCGUUGAUGCAAAGGCUUUUGUAAUGGAUGAAAUCAGAAAAGAUUUCAAAAAGAAGGGCCAAUGCAAUUUCCAAUUAGCAAAAGAAAGUUUCAUCAGUACCAUGGCGUCGUUUGCCCUGGCAAAAAACAGUCCCUACACCCAAAAAAUUUCCCAGGGAAUAUUGGAACUGCUACAGAUUGGCCUCAUCGACCACUGGGACACGUGGUUCCGCCCCAUGCCUCCGCAGUGUAAUGGAAAACCACAAAGUGGUGGAAGCAAGAAAAAGAAACUUUCGCCACUUUCCCUGAAAAAUUUAACUAGCGCAUUUAUAGUUUUAUUUGUUGGACUAAUCUUUUCUUUUUUGACUUUUCUCGGAGAAAACAUUAUUUCUAUCCGUUAAUGACAUCACAAAGGUACGCGCAAAACAUCAAGGUUGGAGCAUGAGCCAAAUGACUUAAUUAAUCCGAAAUUGCCCAGCAAGUUGAACCCUUAUUCAUCCUUAAAAUUAGCUUAGAUUGAAUAAUUAUACUAAUCUUAGGUACUAGAACCUUUUUGACAUCUUCUUUUUCGCAUUUAUUCUCGCUCAUCCGCAUUCCGCCCUUUAAAUUUAUCUACGACUUAUAAUAUCUAGUGUCUGAACUGAAUUGCCAACUUCUGGCGGAAAACUUUUGCUCAUCAGCUAAAUAGUUUGUAAAAAUGGUGGAAUAAAAUUUUCUUAAUCGAAUUUUAUUCGUUUGCAUAUUUCUUUUUAACCCUUUUCCUUGUGUACUAUAUAAUUUAAACAAGAACCGCGGUGGACUCUUUUUUUAAAAAGGUAAACUCCUUUUAACUUAAUUACUUUUAAAAGACUACUCAACAGAUGGAUGGACGACGAAACAUAAGUUUGAAAAAUACAUCAACAACUGACAAACAAAAAACAAAACACUGCCAUCAUGGCGGCGGUGAUGACGAUAGUUGUUGCAUGUCAGUGUCAGCCAUUGCUGUAGUCACUAGUCAAGGUGUUUGAAAGUCGUUAUGUGUUACAUUGUUUCAUUUCAUUUGUUUGUUAGAAUUUGUUAAAUAACAGAUUAGGUCAAUAACACGUGGAAUGUUACGGUGUUAUUUCUUUAUAUUUUCAAGCAGGUUGCUGUUGAAAUUGUAGGCAUUGAAAAAGUUGCUUGAAAUAGUAAAAUAUCCCUGAUGAUCAGCCACAGUGUUCGUUCACAAUUGAGAUAAUGCUUUCACUAAACAACUGAAGGUUUUAACGUCAGAGGUUAUUUCCCGUGCUGGGGGUCGACCGUUCGUUUCGAAAACACAAGUGGAUUAGUAGGGCGCUGGUUUAUUUUCUGGUUGAGAUGAACAUAAUGAAACUUUGCCGAGGGGAAAGAAAAAUGCCCACGAGAGAAUCCAGUGAGACCAGACAUCCGAUGGCUGGCCAGCAUGAUUCAACGGAAACAUGUUUACUGGCGGACAUAACGCUGGUGGACAACAACUUUUCCUUUAUUAAGAAAAUGCCACUUCGUUCAAUACUGCUUGUUGAAAUCGUUGAUAGGUUUUUUAUAAAGUCAAAAAUAGACUUUUGUGUUUUGGCAUUCAACGUCUCUACCAAGUUUCCCCUUUUAAGGAUGGCUCACCAUUUCUAUUCACGGUUCCUCAUCAUCAACGCCCAACCCGCUCAACGGCCAACACCUCCGCGUCAUCUGGACACUUUGGAAGGGAAACCCUAAAGGGCUAAUUGGACCGCUCAAAGGAGGAGCAAUGAUUGAAAGCCUUUCGGCACGUUUAAAUUUCACUUACGAGAUGGUUCGAGUGACAGAUUUCAGACUGGAGUCAUCAGAAAAAGGACCAGGACUUUUAAACUAUUUGUGGGAUCAACAAUGCGAUUUGUUGGUCCAUGAUGUAAUUCCAACACCUGAGCGCAAUAAAGUCGUCGAUCUGACGACUUAUUGGAUCUACGAUCGUUUAGCUUUUCUCAUCCCCGUACCAGAUGAAACGGCCAACAUAGACUCGGUCAUCAAACCUUUCCAAUGGCCGGUAUGGCUAGGACUGGGGAUAUCCAUCGUUUGCGUCAUCGCAAUUUUAAAUUUAAUUCGACGCUACUUGGAAUGUCGAUCGACAUUUCGUACCGGUUUUAGACCCAACAAUGAACCACAGACGGGAAACUUAAAAACUUGAGGCCAACACCGUGCCAAGAAAAGGCAAACCGGAAAUGAAUAUCUCUACGUUUUGGGAAAUUUGCUGUCACAAGGCGUCGUUUGCCCAUCAAAACAAUUACCCUACCGACUAGUCGCUAGCGUUUGGAUCCUGGCCGCCUUCAUCUUUGUCCAGUCCUACACGUCCACUCUGUUCACUUAUGUUGUGACGCCAAUCAGUCAUCCGCUAGUCAACUCAAUCUACGACGUUAUUGGUAGUAGCGACAUCAAUUUAAUAGUCAGAGAAACGGGACUUAUAAAUACCUUACUUUUGACCACCAAUCACAGUACGGGCAUAUUCGCGACAUUACAAAAGAAAGUCGAUUCCUUCCCAAAUUCUCGAUGCGUAUCGGUGUCUGACUGCAUUCGAUCUAUCAAACCGGAAUUGAGAAAUGUGUUUAUUGAUGCAAAUGUUUACCUUAAGGAUGCGAUCAGAAAUGAUUUUAAAAAGACGGGCAAAUGCAACUUUCAAAUGGCAAAAGAAGGAUUCAUUGGCACCACGAUAUCGCUUGCCCUACCGAAAAACAGUCCCUACACUCAAAGAAUUUCCCAAGGAAUUUUGGAAGUGCAGCAAAUUGGCGUCGUUGACUUCUGGGACACGUGGAUCCGCCCCAUGCCUCCUCAAUGUAAUGGAAAACCCAAAAGUGGAAAUAAGAAAAAGAAAACAACUCCUCUCUCCCUGAAGAAUUUGACCGGUGCCUUUCUAGUUUUGUCGGUUGGAUUGAGCCUUUCCUUUUUGGCUUUUCUCGUGGAAAAAGUCAUUUCAAUACGUGAGCGACAUCUUAGCCACACAAAUAAUAAGUUGCAACAAGAAUCAAAUAACGUAAUUGUAAUGGUGUCAUUUAAGAUUACAGCAGAAGGGGAAGAACCAGUGGACAUCUCUGAAUAGGUUGUUGCUUAGAUUGACCGACAACUAAUGUUAAAUGUUGUAAUUUUAGUAUUUUCCUCAUUGUCUUGAGUUUCACCCACUUCUUUUCCGAAGAGGGUCGUUAUUUAGUCUGUACCUUUAUACCGUACAAUUUUAAAAUCGCACAUCCGCAUUCCGCCUCUUAUAUUUCUCAAUGUAUAGUCAAGUUGUGUUUUUGGAGUUGAAAUAUGGAAACUUGGAAAUGCCCAAAAGCCAA